GAAUACCGUGAAGAUUGUGCUGUCGACGAAUAUUGCGGAAACGGGAGUGACCAUUCCGGAUGUGACGGUAGUUAUAGACACCUGCAGACAACGGGAGAUGCGCUACGACGACGUUAAUGGCACAGAUAAACUGGAAGAGUGUUUUGUGUCUCAGGUAUGUAUAUAG
Messenger RNA from Sphaeroforma arctica JP610, 166 nucleotides. RefSeq lists its product as hypothetical. Lineage: Eukaryota; Ichthyosporea; Ichthyophonida. Gene Ontology annotation, cellular component: intracellular anatomical structure. The transcript has a single exon. The annotation marks the transcript as partial. Gene Ontology annotation, molecular function: RNA binding. The record is from RefSeq and is a predicted model, not a curated record.